UGAACCAGACCACCACCAGACAGCCAGUGUGGUCACGUAGGCUCACCAUACCGCAUGGUGGACAUAUACAUAUAUGUAUACUUUUAUUUGUAUUUAUUCGACAGAAAAAAAACGCAUCGUUAAAAUGCUCUAAUGGUGAAUAAAGAAGUGUAUAGUGUGGAGUUAACCGUAGAUGACUGUUUAAAGAAAUUUAACGGAUUUGAGAAUUAAGGAUAACGUAAAUCCAAACAUUUGAGCUGGUAGCCAGCUGCCCUCUCUUUUCCACUAUCCCCCUCGUCUAGUCUCUGAUAGGCGAGUGACGCUUACUUAUACAACGCAAAACGGCGCCGUUAAGACGAGGAUCCCUCGGAAAUUUGAGCCGCAUCAGAAGCACACGGAUUCUUUAAUAAUUGAACAGUUACUCAGAUUCAUAAGUUAAUAUAUUAAUAAAAUUUUUUUGACGCCAAAGUUAUCAGCCAUUGUCUCCGUAUUUUGAUUCCGAAUGACGAAUAUUGUUCAAGACGAAAGGGAGGGAGCGCGAUACCGUGCAACGUACUAUAGGAUAAAUUUAUUUUGAUUUAAUUAAUCGUUAACGAUUAGUAGAAGAAAAAUUUCAAGUAAUUACUUGAACGAAAUAACGGAUAAACCAAAAAUGAAGUGGUCACCGGGUGCUUUAUUUUGUGAGCAAGUUGGCGAACUCACUCGUGUUUUCUCACAGUGGAAUGAGUGCGAGCAAACGGUCGUUCUCUACGCUCUUUUACGUCGAAUACCAGCAGUUCAAGCUCGAUUUUUGGCACAAGCUGUACAGCAUUCUCUUCAUGCACUGUCUGAACUCGAUACUCAAGAGCUUAAUGCCAACAAUCCAGCUUUCAUUAAUUCACUGCUAUCUGAAUCAACUGAAGUUGCAAUUAAUCAACUUCUAGCACAUCUUCCUCUGUUACGCCCUGGUAACGUUGAGUGUAAACAGUGUUAUCUUGUAGCCAUUCCCGAGCUUGUGAGCCAUUGUGUAAGCACCGGACAGUUUACAGAACAGACACAGCAAUUAUUGAGUUACACUUUAAUUCAUCCUGCAAUAACUAGCCAAGAUCGACGAUCAUUGACCCAGUGGCUUAGACAUUUAGAAGAAAGAAUUAGUGGCACACCACCAAUUCAUAGUCUCGAAGAGUAUACUAAUACAACUGGUAGAUGGGAUACAACAUGGCACAAGAGUUCUAAACAGCAGCAACAGCAAUCAUCCAAGCAGUCUAGUUUGUUUAGUAAUCAAACAGGAAAUACAUUUAAUGUUCAGUUUCCUCCACCAAUAACUCGUCAACGUCGAUCAAAUAGCUUAACGCCACCAGUUGCUCCUCCACAUCAUCUCGAAGUUGCAGAGCGUACUAAUAAUACUAAUAAUGCUACUAGACAUAAACCCCGAAGCUUUAGUGUUUCUGGUGAUAAUUCAAGCAGUUUAAUCGGCCUUGGACCUUUAAGUCCUCAAAGCUCAUGCACUAGUAGCGGAAGUGAGGGACGUCUAGAUGAAGCAUCGAGUCGUCCACUCAGUAGUGGUAUGAGAGACGUACCACGAUGGCUAAAAACUCUUCGUUUACACAAAUAUAGUUAUCUCUUUGUAACUAUGAGCUAUGAAGAGAUGCUUCAGUUAACCGAGGAUCAAUUAGCCGAACAAGGUGUUACCAAAGGGGCACGGCAUAAGCUCGCAUUGUCAAUUAGUAAAUUACAACAACGUUAUACAAGUUUAAUUAAUUUAGAAAAAGAUUUAUUACAACCUGCCUGCGAUUCUACUCAGCCAGGAUCUUUUUCACAAGGUCCAGCUCUUCUUGUUUCUACUCUUGAUGAACUUAAUACUAUACUUGUCACUCCAAUGAAGCCGAGUCAAGAAGAUGAUCCCCAGGAUAUUCCUGCACAAUUUACUAAAGUUCUUGGAAAAUUGUGCAGUAGACUGGCUUUAGAUAGUGUAGAUGAUAACGUGUUGUGUGGUUGUAUUAGUAUCUUAGAAAAAGUUCUGCAACAUGACUGUUUCACACCGAAUCAGAAGGAGAAAGUACAGCAAUGGCGUAGCCGACUUGGAAAUCCACGACCAACACCGAAGUGGCAGCAUGGCAAUUAUAAUUAUAACAACAGAAGAUAUUGUAGUCCACAACAGCAUAAUCGAAAACCGAGCCUUAACCUAGGUCAUGUACAUUCAAACCAUUCACAAAAUAAUUUUAUGAUUAGUCCACAUAGAAAUAGCAUCUCAACACCAUAUUUACAAAAUAAUCAUAAUCACGGAAUAAACUCGAACAAUUUAAGAGCCAUUCACGGUGCAGAAAAGAGACCAAGUCUUCAAGAAAAUAGUUUGGAGCAAUUACAAAGAACUUUACAGCGAACAUUUAGUGCAUCUCGCGAUCAUUUUCUCAGUCAAAAUAAUACUUCCCUUGAGACAACUGAGCCAGAAAUAAAUUCAAGACUUGAGUCAUUAUGCCUACGGAUGACUGAACAAGCCAUUGGUGGAUUUGGUGAGGUUUAAUGAUUACUUUUAUUUUAUUUUUCCUAAAAACACACACACACACACACUUUGCCACAUAAUAACACGCUUGCGUAAGAAAAUAAUUAUAAAUAAUAUCGACACAGGGAAAUAAAAUAAUCCUCACGAAACAAAAAAAAA
Molecule: messenger RNA, 2620 nt
Organism: Chelonus insularis
Lineage: Eukaryota; Metazoa; Arthropoda; Insecta; Hymenoptera; Braconidae
Gene: smg
Product: sterile alpha motif domain containing protein 4 smaug
Exons: 7
Coding region: 632-2482 (616 amino acids)
Biological process (GO): regulation of mRNA stability; regulation of DNA-templated transcription; negative regulation of translation
Cellular component (GO): P-body
Molecular function (GO): translation repressor activity; mRNA binding; protein binding
Source: RefSeq, a predicted model, not a curated record